This is a messenger RNA of Topomyia yanbarensis, 1679 nucleotides long. RefSeq names its product cytochrome P450 9e2-like. NCBI's taxonomy places the organism in Eukaryota, Metazoa, Arthropoda, Insecta, Diptera, Culicidae. The transcript has 2 exons. The coding region runs from base 15 to 1622 and encodes 535 amino acids. The record is from RefSeq and is a predicted model, not a curated record. Gene Ontology annotation, molecular function: iron ion binding; monooxygenase activity; heme binding.
UUGUGAACACGAAAAUGGACCUACUACGGUUCCUCAGUACGGCACUGGUACUGCUCUCAAUCGUCACCUAUCUGAUCUACCGAUGGAGUACGGCAGCAUUCAACUACUUCAAACAGCGAAACAUUCCGUUCAUUGAACCGAUUCCCCUGCUUGGCGGAUUGUGGCCAUUUUUCUCCGGAAAGCUGCACCUUGCCGAUGCGGUUUCGCAAGGAUACUACACGUUUCCCGGUUCAAGAUUUUCAGGACUAUUCACCUUUCACCUACCAGCCUACUUGAUUCACGAUCCGGCGCUGGUGAAGCAGAUCACCAUCAAAGAUUUCGAUCACUUUAGCGAUCGGGCCAAUGAUAUUACACCGGAGGUGGAUCCACUUUUGGGACGGGCUUUGGUUUUUUCGAACGGUCCCCGUUGGAAGCAUGGCAGGAUGGCUCUCAGUCCGGCAUUCACUGGCAGCAAAACCAGAAACAUGUUUAUUCUGCUGUCGAAUUACGCAGAUGCUGCGAUGCAACGGCUUGUGAGGGAUGCCAAAGGAGGGAAGCUCGAACGGGAGAUGAAAGACUUGUUUCAAAGAUUGGGUAACGAUGUGAUGACUUCGAUCUCUUUCGGCGUGGAAAUAGAUUCGGUUCACGAUCCAGAAAAUGAAUUUUUCUUGAGAGGCAAAUGUUUGAGUUCAACCAGCGGGAUCCAGGGUUUCAAAGUUUUUAUAAUGACCUUGUUUCCGCCAAAGUUUCUGGCUCUUCUGGGUAUUCAAAUAAUGCCUCGCGAUGUGACGAACUUCUACGAAAGAAUAAUUUCCAGUUCGAUUGAGCACCGUGAAAAGAAUCAUAUUAUUCGGCCGGAUCUCAUCCACCUGCUGAUGUUGGCUCGAAAAAAUGAACUGGGAGCGGAAACCACGGAUGAAAAAUUUAGCAGCGCGGGGUAUUCCACUGUCGAAGAACACUACCAGACCGCUGAAAAAGGUCACAUUAAAUGGACUGAUAUGGAUAUUACUGCUGCCGCAGCCUCUUUUUUCUUCGGGGGAAUAGAAAGCACCACCACUUUGCUUUGUUUUGCUGUCUACGAGUUGUCCCUGAACAAAAAUGUUCAGGAAAAAUUACGAGCAGAAAUAGAUUUGGUUCGAGCAGAGCUAGGUAAUCAAAAACUUACCUACGAAUCGAUACAAAAGAUGAGGUACCUUGACAUGGUGGUAACUGAGACCCUACGAAAAUGGCCACCGUUCGGAGCCUUAAAUCGCAAAUGCACCAAAGCUUACGCCAUGGAAAAUGCCGACGGAACGAAAGUCACCGUCGAGGAGGGACAAGUAGUAACUUUUUCAAUCCAAGCAAUUCAACGGGACGCACGAUACUAUCCAGACCCGCUGCGCUUUAAUCCGGAACGGUUCUCGGAGGAAAAUCGUUCCAAACUCAAUCCGAGUGCUUUCCUGCCCUUCGGUAGUGGACCGAGAAACUGUAUCGGAUCCCGGUUGGCGCUAAUGCAUGCCAAGUGCUUCCUGUACUAUUUGCUGGCCUACUUCGUUGUGGAAAUUUCCCCACGGACUGACGUUCCGAUGCAGCUCGAUAAACGUUCGAUUGGGAUGAAUGCGAAGAAUGGGUUCUGGUUUGAGUUGGUCCCGCGAGAAAAGUAGACUGUUUUUGUUAUGUAUUGGUAGUUCGUAAUAUGUGAACAGAGAUUGUUUAUUAUA